AUGCCGCGAGACCCGCUCAUUGGCCUUGUCGGCAAGCCGUCUGCCGGCAAGAGCACGACGCUCAACAGCCUGACGGACGCAACCUUCACAACGAUCGACCCGCAGCGCGCGAUAGGCUACCUCCAGAUCCCGUGCGCGUGCGCGCGGCACGGCGUGUCGGAGAGGUGCAAGCCCAACUACGGCUCGUGCGUCGAGGGCACGCGGUCGGUGCCGAUUGAGCUGCUCGACGUGGCGGGCCUGGUGCCGGGGGCGCACCAGGGCAAGGGGCUCGGGAACAAGUUCCUCGACGACCUGCGGCACGCGGACGCGCUGAUCCACGUCGUCGACGCCAGCGGCACGGUGGACGCCGAGGGCAAGGAGACACGCGGGUACGACCCCUCGGUGGACAUUGCCUGGCUGCGCAGCGAGAUUGUGGCGUGGAUCAAGGGCAACCUGUGGGAGAAGUGGGGGAGCAUCCGGCGGCGGCACGUAGCCAUCAAGGCGACGGCGGUCGAGACGCUGCAGAACCAGUUCUCGGGCUACGGGUCGACGGCGACGGUCGUGGCGCGGGCGCUCGACCGGCUCGGCGUGCGCGAGCCGCUCGAGGAGUGGGACGAGGCCAUGGUCGACCGCGUCGUCAACGCCUUUACGGACGAAAAGUUUCCUACCGUCAUUGCGCUCAACAAGAUCGACCACCCGGACGCCGACAAGAACAUCAGCAAAAUUGCCAAGAUGCAGAACCCCGACACGAUUGCCGUAUGCUCGGCCAUUUCGGAGAUUUUCCUGCGCAAAAUGGCCAAGCAGGGGUACAUCAAGUACACCGAGGGCAGCGAGUUUGUCGACACGCGCGAGGACCUCAUCGAGCAGGGCGACCCGACGGGCGGCGGGCUCAAGGAGCUCGACGAGAAGAACCGGAACCGGAUCGAGAACCUCAAGGACAUGGUGCUGUACCGCUUCGGCUCGACGGGCGUCAACCAGGUGCUGUCCAAGGCGGCGGACCUGUUGGGGCUCGUGCCCGUGUUCCCCGUCCGCAACACGGCGACGUUUUCGUCGGGCGCCAGCGACUCCAAGGCCGUCUUCCGCGACUGCGUCCUCGUCAAGAAGAACUCGACCGUCGGCGACGUGGCGCGCAAGGUCAUGGGCGACGCGCCCGUGGCCUUCGUCGAGGGCAUCGGCGGCACGCGCGUGUCCGAGGACGACCUCGUGUCCGUCGGCAAACACGAUAUCCUGUCGUUCAAAGUGGGUAGAGCAUGA
Verticillium nonalfalfae is the source of this 1233-nucleotide messenger RNA. RefSeq lists its product as uncharacterized. The record is from RefSeq and is a predicted model, not a curated record. The transcript is spliced from 3 exons. Bases 1 to 1233 code for a protein of 410 amino acids. Lineage: Eukaryota; Fungi; Ascomycota; Sordariomycetes; Glomerellales; Plectosphaerellaceae. Gene Ontology annotation, cellular component: cytoplasm. Gene Ontology annotation, molecular function: GTP binding; ATP hydrolysis activity.